AUGCAGUCAGGGAAGGUUGACCUCCACCUGAUCGUCCCCAUGCUGCUGGCCACAGCAGCGCUGCUCAGCCUAGCCACGGUGCCAACACACUCAAUGCUCAGCUGGCUUCCAUCGGCCCUUCAGACGCCCCUGGGCUUACAGGCAAACAGCCUGAACAACACGUCGGCAAAUUCCCAGAGUUCUCUGCCCAAUCUGAAUGUCAUCUCUUACUGGGGUCAGUCACAGAUCAGAGACAUCUCUCAGUACUAUUUUCAGGCCCUCAAGCAGGACUAUCUGAUUGGAGAUGCCAUGCAGAGAGUUCCAGAAGACGUGACGGAAGUCGACGGUUCUGCCGUGGAAGAUCUGGGAGGCUUGGAGUUUCCGAGACGUCUGUGGGACAGUUCGGGUCUCGUGCCAGAGAUGGACAAGCGCAACUUCUCAUCCAUGCCUGAGUGGGAGUUUGAGGACAUGUAUCGGCGUGAACGGGCCUUCACAACCACAAUGUGUGAGCAGUCUGUACGGAAGCCAGAAGACCCGGAAUACAAGAACGCCCACAUCCCAGACAUCCUGCUCUUCCUGCAGAAAGGGGACGUUAACGUGAGUGAAUGGAACCGCCUCUACCACUUCAACAAUCCGUUUGGCUUCAUGGGAUAUCCGAAUUAUACACUGGUAAAAGAGGCUGUGGAUGUGAUCCCUAAGCUGACGAGCACUCAGCUGCUGCCCGUGCCGAGGGGCGCGAGGGACGGGUGUAUCCGCUGCGCUGUCGUCGGCGCCGGGGGGAUCCUGAACGGCUCCAGGAUGGGAAAGGAGAUUGACUCCCACGACUACGUGUUCAGGGUGAAUGCCGCCAUCACUGCCGGGCAUGAGGAUGACGUGGGAACCAGAACUUCGGUCUAUGUCCACACGGCCCACUCCAUCAUCAGCUCUUUAAUGCUCCACAAGAAGAGAGGCUUCACAGAAGUCCCUCAUGACCAGGGCAUAAAGUAUGUUUUGAUCCCAGAGGCUCCACGAGACUACAACUUCCUCAUCUACUUGAUGAAGAACACAAAGAUACCGUCUGGGCCUUAUCGAGGACGAGCUCCUAGGAAUUAUUACGGCGGCCAUUUUGACGAGCGCUCGUACUACGUCCUCCACCCGGACUUCCUGAGAUACGUGCGGAACAGGUUUCUCAAGGCCAGAAGCCUGACGGGCAGAAGGUGGUACAUGUUCAGGCCAACCAAUGGAGCAUUCACCUUGUUUUUGGCUCUGCACACCUGUGACAUUGUGAGAACAUAUGGUUUCAGCACGCUGGAUCAUAAUAACUACCCCAACUACUACUACGACAGUCAGCACACCAGAAUGGUGUUCUUCGCUAACCAUGACUAUAGAUUGGAAAUGAGGACAUGGAAGAAACUACAUGACAGACGAAUAAUGUGGUUAUAUCAGGGCAAAGCAGGUGACUCAGGGUCAUAA
Messenger RNA from Chanos chanos (milkfish), 1431 nucleotides. Its product is annotated as alpha-N-acetylgalactosaminide alpha-2,6-sialyltransferase 2-like. The record is from RefSeq and is a predicted model, not a curated record. Gene Ontology annotation, biological process: oligosaccharide biosynthetic process. The transcript is spliced from 10 exons. Gene Ontology annotation, molecular function: alpha-N-acetylgalactosaminide alpha-2,6-sialyltransferase activity. Lineage: Eukaryota; Metazoa; Chordata; Actinopteri; Gonorynchiformes; Chanidae. Bases 1 to 1431 code for a protein of 476 amino acids.